GAAGGAAAGCCACACGCUAAAUGUGCUUUAAUUCAGGACGUGGUGAAUCUGUUACGGCAACCAUCGUUAAGAUUAUCUGCUCAGUAAAUUCCAACGAAGUAUUUUUUCAACGGAUGGCGUGGAGAGUAAACGCAUCUGCAACCUAAGUGGCUGUCUAAUUUAAGCUAGAUUGGUUCUUGCUUAUUUACCCAGGGAGUGGAGGAAUGUACUGUCAUUCAAGCGCGCAUCUGGGGCGGGCUUAUGAAGCCUCGCUGCUAAGGACUGUUCAAAUGUUUCUGAAUGUAAAGAGACGCUCAAGCCGCUCCAUGCAAUCAAUCACGCGCUUGUUCUCUUUCCAAAGUCAGUACGCUACUUGAGUAUAUUACUUUCGGUCAUCGAUGCCACGUUUAUGACAGUGACUGAUUAUAUGCGCGUACAUUUUUUAGAAUAUGUGGAAUUCCAGAUCUGAUAUGUCUCUGUGUUCACCGAGCGCAACCAACCUGCCGCUUAUUGGAUUGUGGCGAAAACAGCUGGAGCGCUGUCCGGGGUUCUGAAAUCAAGACACCCCAAGUGCCGAAGAGAGCAGUGGCUUUCCGGGGUGUACAUCUGUAUAACUCAAGUCUUGAGAUGACUCGGAAAAGGCUGCAUUCUGUAGCUGUCUGGGGAUUCUUCGCAUGGGAAAUAGUUUUGUUGAGUCUGGUGGCAUCAAAGGAGCCUGACAACCCUCGGGGAAGAGCAGUUCCCAUGUCACCCUCUGACUUCUUGGACAAGCUAAUGGGACGGACCUCUGGCUAUGACGCAAGAAUCAGGCCCAACUUUAAAGGUCCUCCGGUGAAUGUGUCAUGCAACAUAUUCAUCAACAGCUUUGGGUCUAUUGCAGAAACAACAAUGGAUUACAGGGUGAACAUCUUUCUGCGACAGCAGUGGAAUGACCCUCGGCUGGCGUACAGCGAGUACCCUGACGACUCCCUGGACCUGGACCCAUCCAUGUUGGACUCCAUCUGGAAGCCCGACUUGUUCUUCGCUAACGAGAAAGGUGCCCACUUCCACGAAGUCACCACAGACAACAAGCUCCUAAGAAUAUUCAAGAACGGCAACGUUCUCUAUUCCAUCAGAUUGACACUUACUCUGUCAUGCCCCAUGGAUCUGAAAAAUUUUCCCAUGGAUUCGCAAACGUGCAUUAUGCAGCUGGAGAGUUUUGGCUACACAAUGAAUGACCUCAUCUUUGAGUGGCAGGAGAAGGGUCCUGUACAGAUAGCUGAGGGUCUCACGCUACCCCAGUUUCUUCUCAAGGAUGAAUCGGACCUCCGCUACUGCACCAAGCACUACAACACAGGUAAGUUCACCUGCAUCGAGGUGCGAUUCCACCUGGAGCGUCAGAUGGGCUACUACCUGAUCCAGAUGUACAUCCCCAGCCUGCUGAUCGUCAUCCUCUCCUGGGUCUCCUUCUGGAUCAACAUGGAUGCAGCACCGGCUCGAGUCGCCCUGGGUAUCACUACGGUGCUCACCAUGACAACACAGAGCUCAGGCUCCAGAACAUCACUGCCCAAGGUGUCCUAUGUGAAGGCCAUAGACAUUUGGAUGGCCGUGUGUCUGCUCUUCGUGUUCUCCGCCCUGCUGGAGUACGCCGCCGUUAACUUCGUCUCCAGGCAACACAAGGAGCUCCUCAGGUUCCGCAAGAGGAGAAAGAAGACCAAGGAGGAGGACGUGCGGGAGAGCCGUCUGAGCUUCACGGCCACAGCGGGGGCGACCGGCAACACGGGGAAAGAUGGCGCGGUCCCCAAGGCUGCCAACAACAGUGCGGCCCAGCCGGCCAAGUCAAGCUCCUCGGCCGCGGCCGCUGCUGCCAAGACCCACGAGGAGAUGCGGAAGCUCUUCAUUGACCGCGCCAAGAAGAUUGACACCGUCUCCCGCGCAGGCUUCCCCCUGGCCUUCCUGUUUUUUAACAUUUUCUACUGGGUCCUGUACAAAAUCUUGCGCCACGAAGACACAUGGCACAAGCCAUAAGAGGGCACCUGGGGGAGUGUGGGAUUGAAAUACAGCAGCCUGGGAUGUGUCUCAUAUCUCAUACUGGGAAAUAUGGACCACCAAACAGUGACAUGCGCUGCGAAAUUAAGUCCUGCCAAGACACAGAAACCCAGACACACACACACACACACACACACACACACACGCACAUACAAACAUAUUCACCCAAUUUGACUGGACUGCACAAGGAACCUGUAAAGACACAAACUGGUAUAUGUCCUAAAACUGUCAGGAUGUGCUGUACUGAGCCACCUGGUCCCCAUGCCCAAAACACACCAAGCCAACCAAUGAGGUCUCUAUGCAACAGGGAAAAUGCAUUGAUAUGGUCCAGAUUAUAAGAAUUAACACACAGGCACAUACACACACACAGAGAGAGAUUACUCUUAUCCCCUUGAUCUGCCGCCAUCCUUUCUGCUUGAAAGUGGGAGCAGCGCUGUAUACACUGCUGUAUUGGAUCGGUACUGGGUUUGAUUUUCCUUCUGUCAAACUGCAGCUGCUCUCCUCCGAACUCCAACAACACCACCCCACCACCACCACCACCACCACACACACACACACACACACACACACACACACACACACUGGAGCACUGUUGCACACUGCCUCCCAGCCCCCCUCCCUCCCCCCGAGAGGAACACCUAGCGAUCCCCGUCAGCUCCACUCGUCGUGUCUUACAGCUCUACUGCCAAUGUUCCGUCUGUGUCAUGUUCCACACAGCGUUGGUACGGGCUACACACCUGCUGUUUUAACUGUGACGAAAAUAUAACACAAUUAAAAAAAAAAGAAAAAAAAACAGGCUAGAUCACUGAUGUUCAAUGAUGUUUCCUCCUUCAGCUGUUUCUUAUUUAUUACUUUCAAAAGGCAAAGACCAUAUAGCGUAACAAGUGGACUUCCCCAAAUUCCAGUAAAAUUUCCUAACUAUGCUGCAUCAGUCUUUUGAUCCUAUGAGUAAGCAGAUUGCUAAACAAUAACCUCAGGGGAAGAUAGUGACACAUUGUCUUCUGACAAUGAAAGAACAUAUGGGUUUUAGAUCGCUGAUAGACUCCUACGUAACUUGAUUAUCUCUAGGCCAACAUGCUGGUAAAGAGUCACUGGAAAUUAAUGUUUAAAUAUCUAAUAGAAUGAUUUAAUUUAAAUGGAUGAAAUGUGAACAAUCAAAAUUAACAAUAAAACACCAAGAUUGAUGGUAUGGGAAGUGCGAGAAUACAAACAGGCUAGGUCAGUUGUAUUGUCUUUCUUUGUCCUGAAAUGUUUAUCAGUGCUUUGUAGAUUACCGUGUCUGAAAUAAUAUGAAAGUGAUCCACAGCCCAAGAUAAGGGGAACUGCUGCAUGUGUGGAGUUGCAAAUUACAUUUAGUUGAGGUAGAUUUAAAGUUACAGACAAAGAAAGAGAAACAAUAGAUUACAAUGGACAAGAACAGAUAACAAUUCUUGAACAAAUGGUUUUCUUUUGUUCUAUGUUAAGUUAAGGACCUUAUGUGUUCCCUAUCAUGUGUGCCCCAUUCAAAACACUAAGGGUAAGCUUGCACUUCUCCAGAAGUGUUAGGCCUAUCCUUAUCAAGAAAGCAAGAAACCACCCCUUGCUUGUGUGGUUCACACAAAGUAUUUGGUCUGACUCUGGCUAGUCAUUUAUGGUGUGUAUUAUCAUCUUUUUUAUUUAUUUAUUUUAUUUCAAUCAGUGGUAUUGUUGGCUCAACAACUGUAUUCCUGACUGAUGUUGCCAACCUUGAAAAAGAAAGGUACUGGGGGCAAGAGCUUUUGAAUUACACCUUUUGACUAUUACACAUUAAUAUACUGAAAAACUGUGCCAUAUGCUUUGGUAAAACAUAUCUAUACUCACACAUUCCUUAAAGCUUUGUUAGAUAUAUAGAUUUUAAUACCACUUCAUAUUAAUAUUUGACACAAUUGUAUGCAAUGUGGAGGAUAAAAUGAGUUGUACAUUUCUAUAAUGCAAGUGAAUUUAAUAAUUUAUUUUGUAAAAAAAAAUAUGAAUACAUGUUAUGCAUGAAAUGAAGUUGAUAUUGAUGUAUUUUAUUUUUUGAAAUUGUGAGUUGGACCUGUUUGUUGACGUGUUCUCGCUGCUUUGACUGGGGGUAGAUGAUGGAUGCAAACACACAUGCUUAUUUCCAUGUAUGUACAUCUGUAAAUACUUUUCAUAAAAUAAAUACAUCUCCUUCGAAAAA
This is a messenger RNA of Clupea harengus (Atlantic herring), 4189 nucleotides long. It is a transcript of the gene glra3, whose product is annotated as glycine receptor, alpha 3. The record is from RefSeq and is a predicted model, not a curated record. Gene Ontology annotation, cellular component: plasma membrane. NCBI's taxonomy places the organism in Eukaryota, Metazoa, Chordata, Actinopteri, Clupeiformes, Clupeidae. Gene Ontology annotation, biological process: monoatomic ion transmembrane transport. Gene Ontology annotation, molecular function: transmembrane signaling receptor activity; glycine binding; transmitter-gated monoatomic ion channel activity.